UCAGGACAUCAAGAACCCCUCGGGGCUGACGUCCAUAAAGAAGCUCGAAGGGGGAAAACCCCGAUGAGGUCCAUCCCAAUUCUUUCGAAGGGGACCUGCAUUAAUGGUAGCGGGCGCAAAGGCACUUUUGGGGAGGCCGGUGGAUUCACCAGCUGACAUUCGCGACAAGACGCGCACCACCUGCGUACAUUCUCGUGAAUGCCCGGCCAAAAAAAACGGGCCAUGAGACGAUUUAAUGUUGUCGUUUGGCCUAAAUGUCCAGCCAUGGAAUUACAAUGAGCCGCCUGGAAAAGCAUUUCCCGACGGCUUUUUGGCACUAACAACUGUGUUGUAUCUUCCUUUGUCUGAGCGUCUUGAGUCACUCGAUACAACCAAUCUUUCACAAUUGAAAAAUAGGGAUAGGAGAGCGGUCGAGCCGGCUGGAGAGGUUGACCGUCGAUAUAAUGGACCUGUUCAAAAGCAUGUUUUAAUGACUCAUCCUGAGUCUGUUCCAGAAGAAAAUCAUUGCGUUCCGAGAGGAUCAGCCUCUCGAUUCCACUCUGUUCCUCUGGUUCAGAACUCAGUGGUCCCGGUUCAACCUCUCCCACCUGUACAAGCGCGCCUCUUCCCUGUUUUCCUCUUCCCCAAGAAACAUCUGCACAAAAACAUCCCAAUAAUUCACUAAAAGCGGGCCAAUUAGUUCCCAGAAUCAGCGGAUGUCGGAGGUGCGGGUUAACUGCGACCUCCACUCUUUGCUUUUGUCCCCUAAAUUGGAUCACAGCGGACAUUAAAGGAUAUCUCACCACAUCCCCGUGCACACACCGUACCGGAACCAUGCGGCUUGUAUCCAAUGCCUCGGGCCGAAUCAGGCUUUGAUGGAUAGAGGUUUGGUUACACCCUGAAUCCACCAAAGCCUGGUAGGUACCCCCCUUAAUACUCACAGGUAUUUGGUACCUGCCAGCCUGAUCGGGGGCAGCCUGCGGUGCAUCCGGGACCCGGAUCAUUGUUCCCACCUCCAUCACCGGUCAAUAAAAUGCCCCGGGUCCCCGCAACGCCAACAGGCCGGCCCAGACCUCCCCGCCGCCCUAGUGGCAGGAAGUGGGUUAAGUGAGUGGCGUGGGGAGAGCGGGGAAACGGAGCCCGUAUCGGUCCUAGCGGAGGUCAGCCCCGCCCCCCUGGGCGGGAUUCUCGGACCAGCGGUAUAAUCCUGGCCAGUCCCACCCAGUCCUCGGGGUGGGACCCGAGGAAGACCUGGAGGACGGGACCUAGGAAGGGGAACAGGUCGAGUGGCAGAGGGAGAGAGAGAGAAAGACAGCUGGAAGGGGCUUCAGUCAGCUAAGUAACAUCUGGAAGUCUGGAAAUAUAUCCAUCAAGACCAAGAUCCGCCUCUUCAACUCCAUCAUGAAGCCUGCUCUGCUGUACGGAGCUGAAACCUGGAGGACCAUAGUGGCAACCACCAAAAAGACCCAGACAUUCAUUAACCACUGCCUGCGACGGAUCCUCCGCAUCCACUGGCCAGAAACCAUCAGCAACCAAGAACUUUGGCAAAGAACAGGACAACAACCGUUAGACGAAACAAUACUCCAGAGACGCUGGAGAUGGAUCGGCCACACCCUGGGAAAGCCGCCUUCAACACCACUAGACAAGCCCUCACGUGGAACCCCCAAGGCAAAAGGAAGCAAGGCAGGCCAAGGAACACCUGGCGCCGCGACCUGGAUGCGGACUGCAAGAAGACAGGCUACACCUGGGGACAAUUGGAGAGACUGGCACAGGACAGAGAUGCUUGGAGGACCCUUGUCGGUGGCCUAUGCCCCAGGAGGGGUAGUAGGCAUAAGUAAGUAAGUAAUAGACUAUGUAAUAAACCAUGUCCUCUCCUUUACAGAAGCUGGUAAACAGGAAAAAAAGUCUCUCAUGCAGUAUUGUCUAAAAUAUAGUACUAAAUUGUUUCUAACAAGUAGUAGGCUAAUAAAUAUACAGAAUUUUUUCUGACUACCCUAGCAACUUGUUUCCCAAAAAGCACAUAGCAAUAAAAUGAGCUAUUUUAAUAAUGUAUUUGGCAACUUUGGCUAGUCUUCUGAAAUAAUAACAAAGGCAUGCAUUUUGUCCUCUGACUUCAGUCUUCUCCUUGUUUAACUGAAGAAAGUUUUGGCACAUCCAGCUGUUAAUUUCAUCAAUGCAUUGGCAGAGGGAGUCAAUGGGGCUGUAGUCAUUUGGAGAUAAGGCUAGGUAAAUCUAGGUAUCCUCAGCAUAGCUGUGAUAGGCAAUUUGGUUAUUCUUCCUUUCCUUGGAGUGUAGCAUUUAACUUACUACCAAUUCACUGCUUAAAACUGUAAGUGUUAAUCAUGUGUAGUUUUGACUAGUGAUUUGAAGAACACAUAAAAUGUAAUUGAUCAAAAAUAAGUAACUUUUCAAUAAUCCAAUGUUGUAUUUAAAAAUACUAAAUAUACAGAAAAUGUGGUUAUGUUACUUUUACUAAUAAUAUAUAUUACAUGUUUAUUUUUACUAACAAAUGUAAUUGAACAUAUUUCAAAUAAUAUUCUUUGCAGAGAUUUUAUUCAUUUCACUGUGUAUUAUACGCAGUGAUGCAGUUUUGCGUCAUGGUUAAAUAAUGACAUCAUCAUCCAAUUUCGUCACAAUGUCAUUUAACAACUUUUACCCAAAAAUCAACCUGCCUUUAGCAACUUCUCCAGAAAAUGUGUUGGCAGUACAGAACAAUCAAGAUCAUAAUAAUAAUUAUAAAUAAGAUCAAUUCAAAACACUACUACAAACACCUCAUUUUGGGAAACAGGAAUCCUUUUGCUAGUCUGUUACAGUAUAAAUAGAGCGCUGCAGAUACAGUACAAUUCAGCAAAAAGCUGUAAGAAAAGAUUACUUUCAUUACACUGCUGUAAAUCGAUCUUACAGUAGAUGAGAAGCACUAGAAGAGAAAGGUUACAAAACAAAGAAACAGAAUAUAAAGUAAACACACAUUGGAAUAUAGGGGAGGCAGAGAAAGUGUUUUGUCAGAACACUAAGAAAGUGCUAUAGUAAAACAAAUAAGGACAUUACCAAUACUGUAAUGCAACUUGGCAGAGGAUGCUGAAUUUAUUUUUUACAUUUGGUCUUUCUUUAUUUGAGUAUUGCUGAAGUUGGCUGUACAGUAACUGACAUAGUUGACUCUUUGUCAGGGUUGGGGUGAAGGGAUGAGGCGAGGACUCAGUGGUGGAGAAUGGGCUUUUAUUGAUAAUAAAAAUAAACAAAACAAACCAAACUACCCCGUAGGGGAAAAACAAGGCAAGGCAAGGCAAGGCAACAUUGAUGGGAAAAUUGAUGACGAACUGGGACAGGACUGCAAACACAAGGAGAUUAUAAAGGGAGCAAAUUAGGAGGCUAACGAGGAAAACAGGUGGGGCAAAUUAACCAAUAAUCAGGAAACAAGGAGGGUGGGGUCAAGACAAUUGACAUGAGAGCACAUGGCUGUAGGAUCAGAACGAGUCAGACAAAACUAAUGGCGCUUUUCCAGUGCAUGGUACGGCACGGUACGGUUCAGUACGGGUCACUUUUGGGGGGUUUUCCACUGGGUACGGUACCUGGUACUUUUUUUAGUACCACCUCGGCCGAGGUUCCAAGCGAACCGUACCGUUACCAAAACGUGACGUGUAAACUCUGCUGAUCACUGAUUGGCCGGAGAAAAUCGUCAUUACUGCGUCACUGAACUUGCGACACGAGACACAACAGACCCGCUAGAUUUAAAUCAGCACAGCCAGCAAAGGAUCGGUCGCAACUUUUGUUUGUAUCAACCAAAAAAUGGCUGUUUCGUGGUCUGCUGAGGAAGUACAGACGUUCCUCUCGUUGAUAGCCGAGGAGCGGAUCCAGCGAGAGCUUGAUGGGGCGACGCGGAAUGAAAAAGUUUUCCAGGAGGUCGCUAAGCUCUUGGCCGCACACGGCUACCACCAGACCAACAAACAGUGUAGGGACAAGUUAAAAAAACUGAAGAGCGACUACAGAAGCAUAAAGGACCACAACAGCCGGAGUGGUUCAAACAGACGAUCGUGGAAGUGGUUCGACCAAAUGGACGCAAUCUACGGAGGUAGACCAACGAGCAUUGGGAGGGAGGGUGCCCUGGACUCGGCCACGCCAUUGUUGGAGAACACGAUCGAGGAUGACUCAUUGUCUACGAUCGAUUCACUUGCACUUUCUCCAUGCAACGACGAGUCCUCUUCCCAACCGGUGCUAACAGCGUCUCCUCCACGACCGCCAACACCAUCAACAUCAACCUCCAGCUGCACGACGACACCGCAGCGUGUGGUAACAGGAAAGAGGAAACGGAGCCUGCACCAUCAGGAACAUCUUGCGAUAUUACGAGAGAUGCAGGUAGCAGACAUUCAGCAGCAGGAGCUGAACCGUGCCCAGAGGGAGCGCCACUUGCAGAUGGCACUUGACGAGGCCAGUCAAGCGAGGGAGCAGGAAGCGGCCUUGAGGGCAGAGGAACACUCUCAAACGGCUGCUUUCAAUCAAGCCUUCCUCAACGUCAUGGGGAUGCUCGUCCAGGCAAAGAGUGGCCGACGGGAAUAGAACUCUCUCGCCGACUAAUGCCAUAGGCAUUUGUGUUUUUAUCUGUGUUUGUUUUUUUACUUUGAUAAUGUUUGCACUACACGUCUGCACACUGUUAACAGUUUGUUCCACUCACUUUAAAAUUUAUUUUUGUUGUAUUUGUCUUUUGUAUAUCCAUUGUGCACUACAUACAUUAGUUUAAAUGUUUAAUUUACACAUUGUUUAAAGUUUGCUGUGUACACUCACUUAUUUUAUGUAUAUCUGCCAAUUGUGUACAGUUCUUGCACAAGGUACAAUUGCACAUUGUUUAAAGUUUGCUCUUUUUUUUUUUUUUUUGUAACUUAAACUUCCUUUAUGCCUUAUAUUUCUCAAAAUUUUCAUUGUCCUAAGCUUUUGUUUUCUACUAUCAACUCUGUAUUAAAUCCUCCCUCCGGGAUCGCUACUAGUCAUGGCCCAGAGUUGUGUGAGAAGUUCUGCAGCUUUUUUAUUAAUAAAAUUGCUUGCAUUAAAUCGAAGAUUGUUAGGAAUCCAUCCCAGAAGGUUUGGUAUUUACCUACGAGUUUAGCUAAAUUUUCAAAUUUUUAUCCCAUCUCGCACGCUGAGUUGUUGAAUAUAGUGUCUAGUUUAAGAUCAAACACUUGCUCUCUUGAUAUUAUACCAACGUCACUAUUAAAAGGAAGUGAUGGAUGCAGUUGCACCGAAUAUUAUUUCCGUUAUCAACAGUUCCUUACAGACAAAUUUAGUUCCAUCCUAUUUUAAACAUGCAGUGGUUCAUCCGCUGCUUAAGAAAGUAAAUCUGGAUCCAGCUGAUUUUAACAAUUAUAGACCUAAUUAUAGACCUAUCUCGAAAUUGCCAUUCCUGUCCAGUUGUACAUGUCAAUCAAACCUGGUUCUAAGUCAUUAACAGCGUUGGUUGCUUGCGUAAAUGACAUCAAAAGCUGGAUGGGUGAUAAUUUUCUUCAGUUAAAUGAGAAGAAGACUGAAGUCAUUCUAUUUGGCUCCCCUCAUUUGGUUAACACCCGGUCCUCUAGUUUAGGACCCUUGCAACCAAAUAUCCAUACUCGCGUAAAGAACCUGGGUGUUGUUUUUGAUUCAGAGUUGACAAACUCGACAAACAAAUAAACUCUGUUGUGAGUGCUAGUUUUUUCCAGCUUAGGGGUUUACGUAAAUUGAAAUCUUUUUUAUCUUUUGGUGACAGUUAUUCAUGCCUUUGUUUCUACAAGGCUUGAUUAUUGUAAUGCAUUAUAUGCUGGUAUAAACCAGUUUUCCCUUUCACGUUUGCAACUGGUUCAAAAUGCUGCAGUCCGUUUUUUAAUGGGGAGGAAGAAGAGGGAGCACAUCACUCCUAUUUUAGUACAUCUGCAUUGGCUGCCAGUUAAAUUUAGAAUUGAGUACAAGGUUUUAACUUUUGUAUUUAAAGCCCUGCAUGGUCUGGCUCCAGUUUACAUCUCAGAUCUUAUUUGCCCAUACUCACCUCGGAGAACUCUUAGAUCGUCCUCUGAUAAUCUAUUAACUGUCCCAUUAUCUCGCUUAAAAUCUAAAGGUGACAGAGCGUUUUCUGUUUUUGCCCCUAAGCUGUGGAAUUCAUUACCUCAAUCUGUUAGGUUAUCUUCUUCCUUGUCUGGAUUUAAAUCAUCAUUGAAAAUGCAUCUUUUUUCUCAGGCCUACUCAUAGUUGUUGGAUAUGUUGGUCUUAGUGAUGUAAUUUCUUAUUUUUGUUUUUUACUAGGUUUUAUUUUGUUCUUUGACUUUGUGAUACCUUGUAUUUGUUUUAUCAUUGUGCUUUGUUACUGUGAAGCACCUUGGUCAGCAUUUAAUGUUGUUUAAAGGUGCUAUAUAAAUAAAAAUAACGAUAUU
Messenger RNA from Onychostoma macrolepis, 6368 nucleotides. RefSeq lists its product as uncharacterized. The record is from RefSeq and is a predicted model, not a curated record. The transcript is spliced from 3 exons. Lineage: Eukaryota; Metazoa; Chordata; Actinopteri; Cypriniformes; Cyprinidae. Bases 3766 to 4533 code for a protein of 255 amino acids.